Molecule: messenger RNA, 1107 nt
Organism: Nelumbo nucifera (sacred lotus)
Lineage: Eukaryota; Viridiplantae; Streptophyta; Magnoliopsida; Proteales; Nelumbonaceae
Product: peroxidase 41-like
Biological process (GO): hydrogen peroxide catabolic process; response to oxidative stress
Molecular function (GO): peroxidase activity; heme binding
Source: RefSeq, a predicted model, not a curated record
CUCUAGCUAUCUAACUUUUCUCAUUCAUUUCUUCUCAAUGGCCAAGCAGCAUAGCAGCUCAUCAUCUGCUCUUCAUCUCUGCUCCAUCACCACCUUGGUCUUUUUGGCUCUUUUAAUCACAUCAUCAGGAGCAUCAACUCAGAGUCUGAGCUAUGACUACUACAACUCUAGUUGCCCAAAGGUGGAGCAAAUCAUUCACAAUGUGGUCUCUCAGAAGCUUCUUGAAGCCUCCACCACUGCGGCCGGCGCUCUCCGCCUCUUCUUCCAUGACUGCUUCGUCGAGGGAUGCGAUGCAUCAGUGUUGGUAGCAUCAAACGAGACGCACAAGGCAGAGAGAGAUGCAGAGAUAAACCUGUCAUUGCCCGGAGAUGGCUUCGACGUGUUCUUCAGAGCAAAGAGAGCUCUGGAGUUGCAGUGUCCUGGCGUGGUCUCCUGCGCAGAUGUCAUGGCCAUUGCUACGCGAGACCUGGUUUACUUGGUAGGUGGGCCGAGAUGGGAAGUGCAGAAGGGGAGAAGAGAUGGGCUUAUUUCUGAGGCCUCUAGAGUGGCUGGAAACAUUCCUGAAGUGAACCAAACCGUCCCCCAACUAAUCUCUCUCUUCAAGUCUAAAGGCCUGACUGCCCUGGACAUGGUAGCCUUGUCUGGAGGCCACACAAUAGGUUUUGCUCACUGCAAGGAGUUCAUGCCCAGAAUCUAUGCCUACAACAAGACAUUUGAUAUAGACCCAACCAUGGAUCAGAGCUAUGCCGAGAGCCUGAGAAGCCCAUGCCCUGAGAAGAACUUCGAUCCAACAGUUGUGGCCUUCAAUGAUGUAACCACUCCUUACACAUUUGACAAUGCUUACUACCAGAAUCUUCAGAAGGGCUUAGGCUUGUUGGCAACUGAUCAGAAGCUCUACGCAGACCCGCAGACUCGAUCUUAUGUGAGCUUAAUGGCGAAGGAUCAACAGGGCUUCUUUGAUCAUUUUGUAUCAGCCAUGAUCAAGUUGGGGAAUAUUGGGGUGAAGACUGGUAAUGAUGGGGAGAUCAGGCGCGAUUGUGGGUUUUUCAACGCUUAGAUUCACAUGAUACUACUAAAUAAUACAAUUCUCUAGUUUCAUUUCUUCCA